Molecule: messenger RNA, 4189 nt
Organism: Cornus florida
Lineage: Eukaryota; Viridiplantae; Streptophyta; Magnoliopsida; Cornales; Cornaceae
Product: structural maintenance of chromosomes protein 4-like
Exons: 28
Coding region: 208-3954 (1248 amino acids)
Biological process (GO): mitotic chromosome condensation
Cellular component (GO): chromosome
Molecular function (GO): protein binding; ATP hydrolysis activity; ATP binding
Source: RefSeq, a predicted model, not a curated record
UUCCCGCCCACUAUUUUCCCUGUUUUUCAAUCGAUUUUACUUGAAAAAACACACACAAAUUAUUCUCUCUCUCUCUCUCUCUCUCUCUCUCUCUACAUAUAUAUAUAUACACACACACAAACACACACAUUAUAUAUAUAUAAUCAUUAUAGAAGUAAAUUCCAAACAAGUUCAAAGGAGUUUCAUCAGUUGUGUAUUGAACCAGAAAUGGGGAUUCAGAUGGAAUCGACGACUGACGAGUUCAUGACCACCGAUUCCGAGUCAACUCCCUCGAGAUCCACAACUCCGAGGUUAUUCAUCAAAGAAAUGGUCAUGAGGAACUUCAAAUCAUACGCCGGUGAACAGCGCGUUGGCCCUUUCCACAAGAGCUUUUCGGCUGUGGUUGGUCCCAACGGAAGUGGGAAGAGCAAUGUGAUUGAUGCUAUGCUAUUUGUAUUUGGAAAGAGAGCCAAACAGAUGCGUCUUAAUAAAGUUUCGGAGCUUAUCCAUAAUUCCACCAAUCACCAGAAUCUGGACACUGCUGGUGUCUCUGUUCACUUUCAGGAGAUAGUUGAUACGGAUGAUGGGAUGUAUGAAGCCGUUCCGGGAAGUGAUUUUGUUAUAACCCGUGUUGCAUUUAGAGAUAAUUCCUCCAAGUACUACAUAAACGACCGUGCGAGUAAUUUUACUGAGGUUACCAAGAAAUUGAAGGGAAAAGGAGUGGACUUGGACAAUAACCGUUUUUUGAUUCUUCAGGGUGAGGUUGAGCAGAUAUCACUGAUGAAGCCAAAGGCUCAAGGACCCCACGAUGAAGGUUUCCUUGAAUAUCUUGAGGAUAUAAUUGGAACUAUUAAAUAUGUUGAAAAGAUUGACGAAUCCCAUAAAGAGCUAGAAGCCCUUAAUGAGAGAAGGUCUGGGGUGGUGCAGAUGGUUAAGCUAGCAGAGAAAGAAAGAGAGAGCUUGGAGGGUGUGAAGAAUGAAGCAGAAGCCUACAUGCUGAAGGAGUUGUCAUUGCUGAAAUGGCAAGAAAAAGCCACAGAACUGGCUUCUGAAGAUACUAGUUCCCGAAUGUUGGAAACACAGGCAAAUGUGUCCAGCUUGGAAGAAAAUCUAAAAAGUGAAAGGGAGAAGAUUCGAGAAAAUAACAAAACAUUGAAGGAACUUGAGGCUUUGCAUAUGAAGUAUAUGAGGAAACAAGAGGAUCUCGAAAGUGGUCUCAGACGUUGUAAGGAUGAGUUCAAAGAGUUUGAAAGGCAGGAUGUUAAACACCGGGAAGAUUCAAAGCACAUGAAACAGAAGAUUAAGAAACUCGAGGAGAAACUUGAAAAGGAUUCGUCGAAGAUAAAUGAUAUCACAAAAGAGUGUGAAAAGUCAACUAAUUUGAUUCCACAGCUGGAGGAAAAGAUUCCUAAAUUGCAAAAACUUUUGUUAGAUGAGGAGAAAGUCUUGGAAGAAAUUAAGGAGAACUCUAAAGUUGAAACCGAGACAUUCCGGGCUAAGCUUACAAAAGUUCGUACUGAAUUAGAACCUUGGGAAAAGCAAUUGAUAGAGCACAAGGGAAAACUUGAAGUUGCUUGUACUGAAAGCAAACUUUUGAAUGAGAAGCAUGAAGCUGGGUGUGCUGCUUAUGAGGAUGCUCAAAAGCAGAUGAAUGACAUACAAGAAAAGAUUAAAACAAAGACUGCAGGUAUCACAAAUAUUCAGAGUAAUCUAGAGAAAAACAAGCGUGAAGCAUUGGAGGCUCGUAGAACUGAACAAGAAUGCCUUAAAGAACAAGAAGCUUUGAUUCCUGUUGAACAAACUGCAAGACAAAAGGUCACAGAGCUUUUGUCUGUUAUGGAUUCUGAGAAGAGCCAGGGAUCCGUCUUGAAAGCGAUAUUACAAGCUAAAGACUCAAACCACAUACAGGGAAUUUAUGGUCGAAUGGGCGAUCUGGGUGCUAUUGAUGCAAAAUAUGACGUUGCCAUAUCAACAGCAUGUCCUGGUCUUGAUUAUAUUGUGGUGGAAACAACUGGUGCAGCACAAGCAUGUGUGGAGUUACUUCGUAACAAAAAACUUGGUGUUGCAACGUUUAUGAUUUUGGAGAAGCAAGUUGACCAUUUACCUAGAUUGAAGGAGAGAGUAAGCACUCCCGAGGGAGUUCCACGCCUAUUUGAUUUGAUUAAAGUUCAAGAUGAGAGAAUGAAACUUGCUUUCUUUGCAGCAAUGGGGAAUACAGUUGUAGCGGAAAAUAUUGAUCAGGCUACACGUAUUGCAUAUGGUGGAAGCAGAGAUUUUCGGCGCGUAGUAACACUUGAUGGUGCUCUUUUUGAAAAAUCUGGUACUAUGAGUGGUGGAGGAAAUAAGCCACGAGGUGGCAAGAUGGGAUCAUCAAUCCGAGUGACAAGUGUUUCUGCAGAAGCUGUUGCAACUGCUGAGAAAGAGCUUUCUGCAAUGGUUGAUAAAUUAGGUAGCAUACGUCAAAGAAUUGCUGAUGCAGUGAGGCAUUACCAUGCCUCAGAAAAACUAGUAUCAAAUUUGGAGAUGGAAUUAGCCAAAAGCCAGAAAGAGAUUGACAGUUUGAAUUCACAAUAUGUUUAUCUUGGAAAACAACUUGAUGCCCUGAAGGCUGCAUCUGAACCGGGGAAGGAUGAGCUUAGUAGGCUGGAGGAACUCAGAAAAACUAUUUGUGCAGAAGAAAAAGAGAUAGAGAGGCUUGCACAAGGGUCAAAAGAGCUGAAGGAGAAGGCUUUGGAACUACAGAGCAAAAUAGAGAAUGCAGGUGGUGAAAAAUUGAAAAAACAGAAGUCGAAAGUUAACAAGAUUCAGUCUGAUAUUGAUCAAAGCAGUACAGAGAUCAACCGCCACAAAGUUCAAAUAGAAACAGGUCAGAAAACGAUAAAGAAAUUAACAAAGGGGAUUGAGGAUUCGAAGAAGGAGAAAGAUCGAGUUAUUGCUGAGAAGGAGAAGCUACUUUCCACCUUCAAAGAGAUAGAACAGAAGGCUUUUACGGUUCAAGAGAAUUAUAAAAAAACACAGGAGCUAAUCGAUCAACACAAGGAUGUGCUGGAUAAAGCAAAAAAUGACUAUGAAGAGCUGAAGAAAACUGUGGAUGCAUUAAGGGCAUCUGAGGUUGAUGCCGACUACAAGUUACAAGAUCUGAAAAAGGUCUGCAAGGAGCUAGAAAUGAAGGGAAAAGGAUACAAGAAAAGACUUGAUGAUAUGCAUGUUGCUCUUUCAAAGCAUAUGGAACAAAUUCGAAAAGACUUAGUGGACCCUGAAAAGCUUCAAGCAACAUUGGCAGAUGAAACUCUUACUGGGGCUUGCGACCUAAAAAGGGCCCUUGAAAUGGUGGCACUGCUGGAAGCACAACUGAAAGAGAUGAAUCCGAACCUUGAUUCAAUCUCAGAAUACCAGAAGAAAGUGUCCUUGUACAAUGAACGAGUGGAGGAUCUUAACUCAGUAACCCAACAGCGUGAUGAUAUAAAGAAGCAAUACGAUGAGUGGAGAAAGAAAAGGUUAGACGAGUUUAUGGCAGGAUUCAACACAAUAUCGUUGAAGUUGAAGGAAAUGUAUCAGAUGAUCACACUUGGAGGUGAUGCAGAACUUGAGCUAGUAGAUUCUCUGGAUCCUUUUUCUGAAGGUGUUGUUUUCAGUGUCAGACCGCCUAAGAAGAGCUGGAAGAACAUUGCAAACUUAUCAGGUGGUGAAAAGACUCUCAGCUCUUUAGCUCUUGUUUUUGCGCUUCACCACUACAAACCUACCCCACUCUAUGUAAUGGAUGAGAUUGAUGCUGCUUUGGAUUUCAAGAAUGUUUCAAUUGUGGGACAUUAUGUGAAAGACCGUACAAAGGAUGCACAGUUUAUAAUCAUAAGCCUUAGAAACAACAUGUUCGAGUUGGCAGAUCGGCUUGUCGGAAUUUACAAAACUGAUAAUUGCACUAAGAGCAUUACCAUCAACCCUGGAAGUUUUGUGGUUUGUGAAAAAGCUGCAUAGGAAGUCUGCAACUUUAGAGGUGGAUUGAAGUUCAGUCAUGUAACAAUUAUUUUUAUUUCUUUUUUGGUAGUCUGUGAAUUCCAAAGAUACGUGGAGCUUGUGAAUAUCAAUUGUAUAUUUAUUUUGAUACUGUUAUGAAUAUAAUUGUUGUCUAUAGCAUGAUUAUGAUCAAGUAUUACUGCAUACUUUGAUUGUUCAGUUGCUAAGAUUAUUAUUGUAAGAGGUUUAUUUGUUA